Cajanus cajan (pigeon pea) is the source of this 1666-nucleotide messenger RNA. Its product is annotated as 3-ketoacyl-CoA thiolase 2, peroxisomal. Gene Ontology annotation, molecular function: acetyl-CoA C-acyltransferase activity. The record is from RefSeq and is a predicted model, not a curated record. Gene Ontology annotation, biological process: fatty acid beta-oxidation; phenylacetate catabolic process. Lineage: Eukaryota; Viridiplantae; Streptophyta; Magnoliopsida; Fabales; Fabaceae. Gene Ontology annotation, cellular component: peroxisome.
GCUGAAUAAAUGCAAGUAACUAAGUGAACAAAUCAAAUCUCUCUUUCUCUCAAUCUCACCACUCCUUCUCUGCGAGUUUGCUUCAAUUUCCAAAUCACAAAGAAGAUGGAGAAAGCGAUCAACAGACAGAAGAUUUUGCUUCACCAUCUCAACCCUUCAUCAUCCACGGAUUCGUCCUCCCUCUAUGCUUCAGCAUGUUUGGCGGGGGAUAGUGCUGCUUAUCAAAGGACAUCUACAUUUGGGGAUGAUGUUGUGAUUGUUGCUGCAUAUCGGACUGCUCAUUGCAAAUCUAAACGUGGUGGUUUCAAAGACACUCAUGCUGAUGAUCUACUGGCUCCUGUUUUGAAGGCUGUAGUUGAGAAAACCAAUGUGAACCCAGGCGAAGUUGGGGAUAUUGUUGUGGGUACUGUAUUGGCUCCUGGAUCUCAAAGAGCUAGUGAAUGCCGAAUGGCUGCAUUUUAUGCUGGUUUUCCUGAAACUGUGCCUGUUAGGACUGUUAAUAGGCAAUGUUCAUCUGGGCUCCAGGCUGUUGCCGAUGUAGCUGCUGCUAUAAGGGCUGGAUUCUAUGAGAUUGGUAUUGGUGCCGGUUUGGAAUCUAUGACAGCUAAUCCAAUGGCAUGGGAAGGAUCAGUCAAUCCUAAAGUAAAAAUGUUUGAACAAGCACAAAACUGCCUUCUUCCUAUGGGGAUUACCUCUGAAAAUGUUGCACAUCGCUUUGGGGUUUCAAGGAAGGAACAAGAUCAGGCUGCAGUUGAGUCUCACAGGCGAGCUGCUGCAGCUACUGCUUCCGGUAAAUUUAAAGAUGAAAUUAUCCCAGUUUCCACCAAGAUUGUGGACCCAAAAACUGGUGAGGAAAAAUCUGUCACCAUUUCUGUUGAUGAUGGAAUUCGACCUAGCACAACAUUGUCUGAUCUAGGGAAGCUGAAACCUGUGUUCAAGAAGGAUGGAAGCACUACUGCUGGUAAUUCUAGCCAGGUGAGUGAUGGUGCUGCAGCUGUUCUGCUGAUGAAAAGAAGUGUUGCGGUGCAAAAGGGGCUCCCCAUUCUUGGUGUAUUCAGGACUUUUGCUGCAGUUGGUGUUGAUCCUGCUAUCAUGGGUAUCGGCCCUGCUGCUGCGAUUCCAGUUGCUGUGAAGGCCGCAGGUCUAGAGCUUGAUGAUAUUGAUCUUUUUGAAAUAAAUGAGGCAUUUGCUUCCCAGUUCGUGUAUUGCCGCAACAAGCUAGGGCUUGAUCCAGAAAAGAUCAAUGUUAAUGGAGGUGCAAUGGCAAUUGGGCAUCCUCUUGGUUCAACAGGUGCCCGAUGUGUGGCAACGCUGUUGCACGAGAUGAAGAAACGUGGCAGGGACUGUCGAUUUGGAGUUAUAUCUAUGUGCAUAGGUACUGGAAUGGGAGCAGCUGCUGUUUUUGAGAGAGGUGAUUGUGCCGAUGAGCUCUGCAAUGCCCGAAAAGUGGAUGACCUUCUCUUAUCUAAGGACGCUCGCUAGUUUUAGUUACUUCAUACUCUACUUGCUCAUCAAUUAAGAAAUUACAAUAAAAGCUUUGUUUUAUGGUAGUGAUUAUGUCAACCACUGCUCAAAAAUUUAAUCAUUUCCAUGCACACUGGACUUGCAUUAAUUGUGAUAUAUUUUGGAUCAUUAUAAACAAACAUACACUCCUUUUCUCUUUCAU